AUGGAGUCCAAUGAAGAUGAGAGAAAGACAAAAUUGGGAGAACUGAAGACGACGUUGGAGAAACAUGGUGUAAGCCAGUCAGACUUGGACAAAUUGGAGGAACGAAAGCCCGAGGAAAUUAGCGAGGAAGCAAGGGGAAUACUGAAGAACUUGGAAAUCACGAAAGAAGAAAUAGAAAGAGCUUUAAUCGAGGACAAAAAACAUAAGCCCGAGGAAUAUAAGGAAGAAACGUUGAAAUUCGACGAAGAACCUGAAAACGCAGCUGAAAAAACGGAUAAGUCAGAAGAAAUUUCAAAUCCUCGAGAAGAAAUCGAGAAGUUCUUGCGCGAGAAAUCAAUGAGUCAGAGUUUCAUAAAUACUUUUCUUAAAAUUGGUUUCACCGAUGAAUUUCACAGAGAGGCGCCAUUUUUGUAUAGGCUUCUAAACGCGAUGGGAUUUACCAUUGAAGAAAUAAAAGAGUUACGAAGAUUAUGCGAUUUGGAAAUAAAAGGCCUAGAAGAAAACGAUUCUCUCGUGUCUUUGCCUUCUUCUUCUGAUGAUCACUUAUCUUUUGAUGGACUUUAUUUGAAACGUUUACUCAGCAAGCCUUUGGCGCAAGCCCUUCGAGAAAUCAUCGCGAAGAAACCUUUCGAUCCCAUAGAAUACCUUGGCCAUUGGCUAUUAAAUUAUAAAAUUUGUGAAGAAAUGGGAAAGAGAAGAAAGGAAUUCGAACUGGAGCUGAUGAUCGAGAGGGAAAAAAUGAAGUUACGACAAGAAGAUGAAGCGCCAUCUUCGAUGAACGCAGAUGAAGAAAGAGAUGAGGGAUUGUUCGAUGAUUGGAGAUUUUUAUAA
This is a messenger RNA of Eufriesea mexicana, 831 nucleotides long. RefSeq lists its product as uncharacterized. Gene Ontology annotation, cellular component: Set1C/COMPASS complex. NCBI's taxonomy places the organism in Eukaryota, Metazoa, Arthropoda, Insecta, Hymenoptera, Apidae. The record is from RefSeq and is a predicted model, not a curated record. The transcript is spliced from 5 exons. The coding region runs from base 1 to 831 and encodes 276 amino acids.